GCGCUUGUCAAAAUAAGCUAAGUUAGCAGGAGUACAAAGGCUAGUAGGUGCCACUGUUUGUUUCGAAAAUAGAACAAACGCUUUGCAACAUGUUUUAAAUAUGUAUCGAUAGAACUGGGGAUAUCUGUUAUCCGGUGAAUGGUUAUUGUAGGUUAACGUAGGUAACGUUGGAUUUGUGGGGUAAUGUUCACGUUAUUCAGUUACAGCUAGCACAUAGGGUGGCUAACUUCACUUAUAAGGUAACCGUAGCUAGCUAGCUAACGUUGCAAACGUAAGCAAAAGAGCACUACUCGAUCUCGUCUUAGAAAAAAGCCGUGCAUCUUGGUUAGCGACCGGUAAUUAGUUGUUUAAGCGUCUACAUUUCACUGGGGAAUAUAUAAAAAGUUAGAGAUAAUGCACCACGUCAAGAUCAAGACUGAAAGGCCAGAUGUAGAGGGGACUGGAGCACGCAGCCGGUUGGAUGCUGUACUAAAGGGGCUUGUAGAGAAGAGUGAAACGGAAAGGGAGACAAAUGAGGACGACCCGAGAAAAAUAUUAGCAGAUUCUUUAAACAAGGAUUUGUCUCCAUCAUCUGCUGGGAAAAGACCCUCAACUCGAUUCCCGCAGCACCGGAGGAAGAAGCGAAAGGAGAUGGAAGAGGGCUUACCUGAGACUAACCAGCAUAAACAAAAUGCUUACAUUAUUAAGCUGUUUGAUCGCAGUGUUGAUUUAGCUCAGUUUAACACAAGCACCCCGCUGUAUCCAAUCUGUCGUGCCUGGAUGAGAAACAAUCCUUCUGUUAGAGAGCCAGUUGCUUCCCCGAGCUCCCCACACAGCAUGACGGAGGAAGAGGUUACAGACAUGAUGAACGGUAAAGGUCAGAAUGUCUACAGACUACCUCCUCCAACUUCAAGUCCAGUUAGCCAAUCUGGGGAACUCCUCAAUCUCAGGAUCCCACAGACUGAAAAACCCACUGUUUCCAAGUUAUAUGAUGUUGCUGUACCAGGACCUCUAAUCGGUGACCACAUGGAACGCUGGAAAAAGAUCAGGCAAAAAUGGAAGGAGUGUUCCAACAAGAACCAGUUAAGAUACAGUGAGAGCAUCAGGAUCCUGAAGGAAAUGAAGGACCUCUAUGAUCACUAACUGGGUGCCUUGAAGAUCCCUAGUACAGAAUGGGCUUUCUUCAGCUGGAAAGGAGCUGUUGUUUUGUAGUUUGAAUCCAGCUGUUUUCUACAGUAUAUUCUUGCCAUUACUUCUGAGGUAAUGUUGUAUAGUUCAAUGUGGGACUCUGUUUAUGAAAAGUGUAUGUUGUAAAUAUCUGAAUAAAUAAAGAAUUCUGUA
This is a messenger RNA of Melanotaenia boesemani (Boeseman's rainbowfish), 1320 nucleotides long. RefSeq names its product lin-37 DREAM MuvB core complex component (gene lin37). The transcript is spliced from 9 exons. Gene Ontology annotation, biological process: negative regulation of transcription by RNA polymerase II. Gene Ontology annotation, cellular component: transcription repressor complex; Myb complex. The record is from RefSeq and is a predicted model, not a curated record. NCBI's taxonomy places the organism in Eukaryota, Metazoa, Chordata, Actinopteri, Atheriniformes, Melanotaeniidae. Bases 394 to 1122 code for a protein of 242 amino acids.